UUGAGUUUUCAACAACAAACUUGGAUCAAUCAUAGGAAUCAUCAUCCGAUAUGACUUAUUUUUUGUGACUCUGUGAUUCAAUUUAUUACUUUAUUAUUUAUUACUUUAGUUUAGUUAAUUCCAUGUUCCAUGUAUUAGUAAUCCUGUUAAUUGUUUUUUUUUAUUGUGGUUGACGAACUUGAUAUAAACGCAAUGUAGCCGGUUACAGUUUUUAGAUAGUUGGGUGUAUAUAAGACGCUGACAGUUGGAUGGGGACUCACAGUUGGAAUCCGCAACUGUUCGCAAAAGGUCCUUAAAGACUGUAAUCCAUCGAAAAUGGCCGACAAGAAGAAUCUCCUCCUGCUGUUCGAGCAUCCCACGGAGCCCGUUUUCAUGGACAAGGGCGGCAACGGCACCUUGUUCGAUGUGCCCACCUCCUACGUGACCGAGCGCUACAACAAGAUGUGCAAGAACGUCCAGCGGCGUGUUAGCGCUAGUGGGUUCGAGAAGUGCGUCCUGGUCAAGGAGAUCGAGAUCCCGGAUCUCAGCUGCCCCAUGAGACUGGGCCGUUCGGAGCAGUUCUCGCACUUCCUGAAGUCCCACCGCCAGAUGGCCAGCGCUUUGAUCGAUGUCUUCAUCAAAAUGCCCACCGUGGAUGAACUGCAGAGCGUGGCGGUGUACGCCAGAGAUCGUGUCAAUCCGGUGCUCUUCAACUACGCCUUGUCGGUGGCCAUGCUCCACCGUCCGGACACCAAGGACCUGGGUCUGCCCACCUUCGCGGAGAUCUUCCCGGAUCACUUCAUCGACUCCCAGAUGAUUCGCAAUAUGCGCGAGGAGUCCUUUGUGGUGGAGCAGACAGCUGCCCGCCUGCCCGUCGUUAAUUCGGUCAAGUAUACCGCCUCUGACUUCGACGUGGAGCACCGGCUGUGGUACUUCCGCGAGGACAUGGGCGUCAACCUGCACCACUGGCACUGGCAUCUGGUCUAUCCCAUAGACGCCCCCGACCGCAGCAUCGUGGACAAGGACCGCCGUGGCGAACUGUUUUACUACAUGCACCAGCAGAUCGUUGCCCGCUACAAUGCCGAGCGGCUGAGCAACCACAUGGCCCGGGUGCAGCCGUUCAACAAUCUGGACGAGCCCAUUGCCGAGGGCUACUUCCCCAAGAUGGACUCCUUGGUGGCCAGCAGGGCGUUUCCUCCGCGUUUCGACAACACCCGCCUGAGCGACGUAGAUCGCCCCAACAACCAGUUGAGAGUGGGAAUCGACGACAUGAAGCGAUGGCGCGAGCGCAUCUACGAGGCCAUCCACCAGGGCUACGUUUUUGAUGAUAACAAUGAAAAGAUUGCGCUGGAUGACGUGAAGGGGAUCGACAUCCUGGGCAACAUCAUAGAGGCCUCCGCAUUGACGCCCAACAGUACGCUGUACGGCGACUUGCACAACAAGGGGCACAUGCUGAUUGCGUACUCCCACGAUCCGAUCAACAAGCACCUGGAGUAUGCGGGCGUGAUGGGCGACUCCUCCACCGCGAUGCGCGAUCCGAUCUUCUACAAGUGGCACGCCUUCAUCGACAACAUUUUCCAGGAGCACAAGCGUCAGCUUACCCCCUAUGAGAAGAAGGACCUAAGCUUCCCUGACGUUCGCGUCCAGAGUAUUGAAGUGGAGAGCCAGGGUAAGAUCAACAGGCUGACCACAUUCUGGCAGGAGUCCGAUGUGGACAUGUCCCGCGGCCUUGAUUUCGUGCCGCGCGGCCACGUCCUCGCUCGGUUCACCCAUCUGCAGCACCACCCAUUCAGCUACACCAUCACGGUGGAGAACUCCAGCGAGGCCACGCGGUAUGGAUACGUGCGCAUCUUCAUGGCGCCCAAGAUGGAUGAUCGCAACAAUCCCAUGCCGCUGGAGGAGCAGCGCCUGAUGAUGGUGGAGAUGGACAAGUUCGUUGUUACCAUGCCGCCCGGAAGCCAAACUAUUACCCGGAACUCUACGGAGUCGAGUGUCACCAUUCCGUUUGAGCGCACCUUCCGGAACCUGGACCAGCUGGAGGAGCUGGAGAAUUUCAUGUGCGGCUGCGGCUGGCCCCAGCACAUGUUGAUUCCAAAGGGUCGGGCCGAGGGUCUAAGUUUCGACCUAUUCGUCAUGGUUUCCAACUACGAAGACGAUAAGGUGGAGCAGAAGGCAGCGGAUUGUGGCUGCAGCAUUGCCGCUUCCUACUGCGGACUGCGCGAUCGCCUAUACCCGGACCGCAAGUCCAUGGGCUAUCCUUUCGAUCGCAGCAUCCGCCGGGGCUCUGAGAUUUUGGAUAGGUUCCUUACGCCCAACAUGCGCGCCGUCGAGGUCAUCAUUACCCAUGAGUCCCGUACCGAAAAGCUUUCCGAGUUGCCGGCCCGCUCCUGAUUUCGAGAUGCAUCAUA
Molecule: messenger RNA, 2387 nt
Organism: Drosophila santomea
Lineage: Eukaryota; Metazoa; Arthropoda; Insecta; Diptera; Drosophilidae
Product: phenoloxidase 3
Exons: 4
Coding region: 316-2370 (684 amino acids)
Molecular function (GO): oxidoreductase activity
Source: RefSeq, a predicted model, not a curated record